This is a messenger RNA of Hyalella azteca, 6258 nucleotides long. Its product is annotated as SLAIN motif-containing protein 2. The transcript is spliced from 3 exons. The record is from RefSeq and is a predicted model, not a curated record. Gene Ontology annotation, cellular component: microtubule plus-end. Bases 193 to 1587 code for a protein of 464 amino acids. Gene Ontology annotation, biological process: positive regulation of microtubule polymerization; microtubule nucleation; cytoplasmic microtubule organization. NCBI's taxonomy places the organism in Eukaryota, Metazoa, Arthropoda, Malacostraca, Amphipoda, Hyalellidae.
AUGUAUAAUGAAAAAAAUGUGUAAGAAUUAUUUAAAUCUAUGGACAAUCUCAGCCUCAUAGUAGUAGUAACAUAUAUUUCAGAGGCAGUUGGAACAUUUUGCUUUUGAGUGGGUCUUCCUGUUCUGCUAGGCUGCUUGAGCAGUAGAGCCUUGAGGAUUUGAGUGAGAUUGUAAAAAAUUUUAUACAAGAAGAUGGCCACUGCAGGAGUGUCCGACAGUGAAGCUUCUACUGACAGCCUUCCUUCUGUCAAUGCUGAUGACUGCAAUUUGACAUCAGAUGAAGAAACCUGGUUGUUUGCAUCACCAAGAACUGAUGCAAACUCAGAACAAUGGCUAAGAAAGGACCUGGAUGAUCCAUCGCUGUUCACAGUGCGGCGUUCCCUACUACACAAAUUGGAUGAAAUAGCCAACACUCCUCGAGCAACACCUCAACACACACCUUAUGAUACACCUAAACAUACACCCAAGCACACCCCCAAUGAUACGCCCAGGCAAACACCUGAUCUCUCAUCUUCUAGUGCCAACACAUCUGCUGUUGUUACACCUGACUCGCCUCCUCAUAGAGGUGAAAUUGAUACUCGGACUUUUGUGAGGCAACGGAAGAAAAAGAUUCCCCAGCCUGAAAUAAAUGAAGAAAUAGCUGACGAGAAGUUUUCCCUAGUCAGAGAUAUCAACAGGGAAAAUUAUGCCAAGAAUCCUAACAGAAUUGAAAUCAAUGGAGAUGCAUAUGACAACAAGAUACCUUAUGAAAUUAACACUCCCCUUCGAUAUGACAGUCACAAUUUUCGGAAUACAGCCCUCCAUAACCAGCUACAACAGAAAACCAGCAAUCAUGGCAGUUCUUCUGCUCUAUCUACUGGGUCUCUUGGUUCAGAAGAAGAUGAGCACCUGAGCAGUGCUUCAGAAGGGAGCUAUUGCAAAAUGGCUGAUGUAGAAGAUGUUAAUGCUUUAGCUAGAUUGCAAGAAGAAAGUUUGAAGUUACCAGACUCUCGCACUAGAGACCAUGAGGAGAAUGUAAAGCUUGCUUCAGCACGUAGCAAAAUGUCAAGAUUACCUGCACCCCGCAGUGGUAGAACUUCAGCUGGAAGCUCUCAAGAAGACUUGCUUGGCACUCCAGCAUACCGACAUUGUAGUCCUCGUAGACCCAGUGAUGCUUGGACUGGUCUGUCUCCACCCAUCAGCCCCUACACUAGCAACUCUAGCCUUAAUGCUACCAAUGGUGGCACCAAUGGUCUCCGAUUACCUAACUCCUACGCUGCUCAGUAUGGGUCUCCAGUAGGAUCUAGAGGAGGAUCUCCUGCUAGAGAGCCACCUCAUCCUGCUCGGCAAACUCCCUCCAGACUAGCUGCUCCUCAGGUACGGGGCGUGGUGCGCAGUGACCGCAGCCGCCUGGCAGGCAUACCUCGCCCUUCAGGGGGCAGCCCCGCCACGUCUUCCCCCCUCCACCGAGCCAGUCCUGCUCGCACCCCCGUCAGGAGUGGGGGUCGUGCCCCUCGUGUCACCCCCACCGCCGCUGCCCUCCCUGCCCCCCAGCUGGUGCAUAAACCUCCUCAGCGAGCCCCGGACUGGCGGGAGGGAUGUUAUUGAUGACUUUUUCCGUGUAGAAAUGACGAAUGUAAUAUUUUCCGAACUGGCGUCAGUGCAACUUAUUUCUGGCGUCAGAUAAUGGUAAAGCUUUCAUCAGUAGCUGUGCAGUUUGCGCCAGUCAACGAUAACGCGUACUUCAAUUAAUGGUAUAGCUUGUGUCAGUUAAUUUUACUGCUUACAUCAGUUAAUGGUAUACUGCUAACAUCAGAUAUAUAUACUGCUUGCAUAAGUUAGUUUUUUCUCAGUUAAUGUUACUGCUUUCAUAACGGCAGGGGUUAUUAAUGAUGGUCAUUUUGGAAAUCAAUGACUCUAAUUCUCGGCUAUUUUAGAUAAAAUUUAGGGGUUAAAUAACGAAUACCAUUUAGUGCUGUAAAACUUUUGUCUGACCUUAAAUGAUCAAAUUACUAAAGUUCCAUCUCUUCAUUUUUUUUUCAUUUACUCCAUGUUUAUGGUGAAGCAUAUUACCGUUUUUUCUUUACGAUGCUUACACUUAUUAUUAAUGUUGGAUGCUCUAUUGUUGUUUAAUGUGAUAGCUCAAAUAGAUAAAUGUAUACCUAGGUCUCUCUUUCUCUCGUUUCAUGAUAUUCAAUGGAGCCUCCUGCUCUUUUAAAGAUAUAUCCAUUUGAAUCUUUCCUGUCUAUAAUUAGCAAUAGUAUUCAAUUAAAAGAAAAAAAAUGUUCACGGAAAAUGCUCUCACUAAGGUUAGUGACUUAGUGUGGCUUGCUCCUAUGCACGUGGGAAAAUUGUUCUGGAAUAAAUGUGUUUUAGGUUUUGUUAGGUCGUUAAAAAUGUAAUCUAAUGCCGCAUAUUUCAUUAGUAAGUAUAAUUUUAUCAGUAAUAAUCAACUUCAUAAUUCAAAGUGUUUUUAUUUAAGCUGUUUGAAUUGUUUUCAAUGUGUGAGUAUGGUGAUAUUUCUGUUUUGAUACAGGUGGAAAGAUAUAUUUGUAUUUUGUAGAGUGCACACAACUUUGUGUUCAGUAACAAUCACGCUAAGAAAUUAAGAUAGAAAUUGGUCGUUGGUGUUAGGGUCCCGAUUUUGUAUUUAUUAUAAUGAUACCUGAAUUAGUUUCAUUUUGAUGUUGUUACAAGAGGCUGGGGUUAACUUAUUUAUGACAGCACUCCAAGACUAACUUCUUCCGUGUUCAGCUGUUGCAUUUUAUAUCUUCAGCCACUGAUGUGACUUUUAAGGUUUGCUUUUAUCUAUUAUUAUGGUUCAUUUAUUUGUAUAAUAAAUAUGCUAUAUUUAUUAGGUUACCUCAUUGGCAGAAUGAAGUGCCCGUUUUGCUUUCAAAAUAAUUAUUUGCUCUCUGAUACUUGUGAAUACUCAAAUUAAUGAUGACCAAAAUGUAAUUCAGUGAUUUUAUCCUUAUUGUUACUUUUGAUUAAUUUAUUUGGAACGUUAACAACCAUAAUGCUUUUGCGUCAAGGGUCUCUGUAACGCAGACUUUCUUUCACGUCUUGUGUUGAUGCCUAGUUUAUUGUUAGUAGUAGCCUGAACCAUGGAUCAUGGAUUUUGAGUAUCAGGACCUUAUGUAGAUAGAUUUUAUAAUUGCAAUGUUCCAAUUUCACUGGCAAUAAAAUUUCUCAGAAUAUUGCAAUUGGCAUCAACACUGGUGCUUGAUAAAGAUGUAUCGUAUAUAUGCCAUGAGUUUUAAGCACUGAAAUAUAUUUUAAGUAAUUGUAUGCAAAGGAUUCACAUUCCUGAGGCAUGACACUGCAAGCACUUUUAUUACUCCGGUCAUAUUGAACUUACCUGCAUAGGCUUGAAUGUGAAAUUUUUACCUGGUUUCUUCUCAAUCUUGCUCAUUUAUUUAGGCCGUUUCCAAUUUGUAAAUCUUGAUAUUUAAGUGGGUUUGAAAUUCGAAAAAGGCCACUAAUCUUGUAGAAAAAAAUGCCUUCCAACCUAAAUAAGAGGCAUAAUUUAAUUUAAAAGUGAUUAGUUAAGAAAUAUUUCAUCGAGCAACAAGGAAUUUGUUUUCUACAAUAUCCAUGAUAGCACUCGUCAAUUGCAUGGGAAAAAGAAGAAUCUUGGCUGGCCCAAGUCAGGAGAGGUAGCGUCCGAUAUUCAGCCUUUAAUCGGUGAAAUUUGUACAUUAAAGCUGCUUGGUUAUAGGUUCCCAAUAAAUGAUUUACAUGUGUUCAUAAUAAUGAAAUAAAACCGUUGGGUUUUCCUGUUCCGUUGGCUUAGUUUCAUAAUAACCGUUGGCUUAGUUUACAUCUUUGCAUCUGGGAGAAUUUUACCAGUAACUAAUAUUCGUAGCUGCACUUUUCAUGUAUACGAAUGUGUUCUUGCUCGUUUGUUUGCUUUGUCAAGUGCCUAUCGUUUAAUGAGAGAUGCCGCUUGCAAUGAUGUUGACGUUGUUUGGCUUGAGUCCAGCAUUAUUGCUGCUGCUUAAGUUUAAAGCUUUAAUUCUAAUAUUCAGCUAAGAGCUAUUGCUGCUUUCUGAAUUAGAAGUUUCAAACUGCAACUGCGGUGAAAAUUUUAUGAUUAUUUAAAAUGUUUAAGAUUAAUUUUACACCAUACUAGCUUGUUUUUGGUCUUUCUAGAAACGCUAUUAUAUCUCGAAUCGCCACCGCAAUUUUAUUCUUGUAAAAUAUAGCUUGGAAAUGUUGGCCGCGUUGAAAUCUUCAGGAGAAAGCACCAUGUUCAUUAUAAUAUUUAGAGCUUGAGUUAUUUAAGGUUAAUACUUUAUACUUAUUAUUUCGUUACUAUUUAUGUCCUCUGCCGCCUAUUAACUGUUAAGUUCCUUUUCUUCCUUUUAUUUAUGUUUAUUGUUAGUUGCGUUGUCCAAAUGAAUGUAUAUGAACUGAAAUUAUAAAAACCUAGUCGAACGUUUCGUAGUUUUUCAACUUUAAUUUGGUAUAGGAAAAGCUUUCUGUUUGAGUAUCAAGUGCCUUAAUUUCUCUAAUGUCCCUUAAUUCAUCGAAUAAUGACUCUGCUUUGUUGAUAUCCAUGUCUCUUCCAGUUCCAUCUCUUCUUAAAUAAUUUUAUUUUACUGGAUUUGAACAUGUUCUUUAAUGAGACAUUCUGCUAAUGUUCUAUUUUCAGUCAGAAAAUUAGAAACUUACACGCGUCGUGCAUGGUCAAUACAAUGUAGAGUUUCAAUGUGUCAGAAUUAUGUAACCAUUAACAUGUGUUCAGAGCUAAUAUUUUGUGGCGAAGAAGGGAACUGCAGGAAGUCAACGUGUUUUUAUCCUAUGGACUACAGAUAAGGAACUGGGAAUCAUGGAUUAAUAUUCAUUUCCAUAUCUUUAUUAAACGAUGUGAUUUAGUCAGUUUUUGCAAUUUUUCUCAACUAGAGUCAAAUCAGCUGUCUCAAAAAUUGUUGUAGAAUUCGUAUUUUGUUCUCACUGUGAUACACCAGUGCUGUGUGUCUCUGCCGUGACAUGCAGUGAUUUGUACGUCAUCAUAUCUACAACACAACGCUCGUACCAGACGUUCGUAUCAUAUAUGCAGUUUCACAUUAUAGUGGUGUGCUUUCAAAUACUUCUAGCAUAAGUCCAAGAAAUGUUGAUUUGGCUUUUGUUAAAAUUUUUUAAAAUGUUUUUCAUAGUGGUAAUUAGAGAUCGAAGAAUUACACGCGUAAAUUUUAAUUUAGGAUGAUCUCGAUGAGUUUAGGAUUAAAUUUAGGAUCCCUUAUGAUCGCGAUGAGUUUAAUGUUUUGUCAUCAUGAGGCGACCUCCUUCUUUACCCCGAGCAAUAGGAAGAAUUUGAAGUCUGCUGCUGCAUCUACAAAAUUAUUUAACGUUCAGCUGUGUGCAGUUUCUCAGCACAUUUGUUGUUGAUAUUGCGGUACUGUCGUAGAUGCAAUGGGUAGAUGCUCCAUUGUACGCCUUAAAGUGUAGCUAACCCUUCAUCCAACCAAGUCCAGUCAUUCUAUUACACUUAGAAGUGAUAAAUAACUAAAUGCAAUCAUGUAUGACUGCAUUUAGAACCUAACUUGUGUGACGCGCGGCUUUCGAUAAAUGUACUGAGAAACAUAGACUGCUUCAUUUAAAGUUUAAGGUUUCCAAAUCUUCGUUCGCUUCACAUAAUAGAGAAGAAGAAUGCAAGUGACACAUGGGAUUUAGAUUUACUGUCCAGCUUGUGCCGUCCUGAAUGUGUGGGAUUGCUGCGCAAUCUUAAGACAAUCGCUCACCUGUGAAUUGUGCGACCAAUUGCUGAUUUUGUUUUACAUAGUAAUAAAUGUCUAGGAUAUUUUCAAAACGUCUUUAGUUCUCUAAAAAACUUGUGCAAUUGAUACUAGGUCAUUCGUUUUAGCUUCUAAAUGCAAACCAUACGUUUGUGUUAUGGCAGUCUCAGAAUGAGCAAGGUUGUUCGACACCUCCAUUUUCAAGUUUUAGUGAGGAAUUAGGAGGUAAUUGAGAUACACGAGUCUAUAUUGGUCUACGGAUUAAUUUCUUUAGGUAUUUUGGUGAGAUUCCUAACACUUAUUUGUGAAAUGCGCGUGUUAGGCCGUUUAUAUGAUGAGGAAUUACCAUAUCAAUAGCCUACAAUAGGUCACUCGUUAAUAUUCAAUCUGAUGACAGCGCAAUAUCUAUGAUUAGAAAGAACAUUUGUUAGACAAUGGGGUGUGAAAUAUUAAGAUAUUGGUAGACUUGGCAGCAUUUCAGGCGACACAAGUUCUUGCAGUUAAGAGGGCGCGCGAGUAGUUCAGAUAGAGCCUUAUA